Microthlaspi erraticum is the source of this 1338-nucleotide messenger RNA. The record is from the annotation of a GenBank genome assembly. NCBI's taxonomy places the organism in Eukaryota, Viridiplantae, Streptophyta, Magnoliopsida, Brassicales, Brassicaceae.
AUGGAGAUUUCUAUUGUUGCUUCAUCGUCUAUCGAAGGCGAGAUCGGAAGUUGGGAUCUCAAAACCGGGAAAGCGUUGCUCAAAUUCAAGCCGUGCGCUUCUCCCGCGCACGGUCUCACCGCCGUCGGAGAUAAAUUCCUCGCCGCCUCUCAGCUCCGCAAGGACCGCAACGCAUCCGAUUCCUCUGGCUCUGGCUCUAACUCUGGCUCGAUUUUCUUCUGGUCUUGGAAUAAGCCUCAAGUGGAAGUUAGGAGCUUCCUUCUGGAGCCAAUAUUGGCUCUUGCAGCUAACAGUGAAGGAACUUACAUAGUCGGUGGUAGUGGUGGAAAGCCUGGAUAUAUUUAUCUUUGGGAGGUUGCGACUGGGAAGUUGCUUAAGAAGUGGCACGGUCAUUACCGUUCAGUAACAUGCUUGGUGUUCUCUGGAGAUGAUUCUCUGUUGGUUUCAGGAUCUGAAGAUGGAUCUAUUAAAGUCUGGUCUCUUAUAAGGCUAUUUGAUGAUCUCCAGAGUCAGCAAGGGAACGCUCCUCCUGAACACUAUUUUACAGAGCAUACAAUGUCUGUAACCGACAUUGUCAUGGAUUAUGGAGGCUGCAAUGCUUUGAUUGUUUCUGCUUCGGAAGAUCGGACUUGCAAGGUUUGGAGCUUGGCGAAGGGGAAAUUGCUGAGGAGUAUCGUCUUUCCUUCAGCCAUCAAUGCACUGGCAUUGGACCCUUGCGGGUCUGUGUUCUAUGCUGGUGGCAGAGACAGCAAGAUUUACAUUGGUGCCAUGAAUGCCACAAGUGACCAUUGUACAAAAGUUCUUGGUUCAAUAUCCGAGGAAAGCAAAGCUAUCACUUGCUUAGCAUAUUGCGCAGAGGGAAACCAUUUGAUUUCUGGAUCAGAAGAUGGUAAAAUUUGUGUUUGGGAUCCCAAGACACGUCAUCCUGUUCGUACUUUCGAUCAUGGAAAAGGCCCUGUGAGCAAUAUUCAAGUUGUUAGAAAAACCAUUGUCACUAAUUUGAACAAAACGCUAUCUUCCUGGAAGAGAAACGGUGCGUCGUUACCACCAUUUUUGGAGAAAAGUAAAAAAUCAGACGAAGAUAUUAUGGAUGGUAUAGUUACCGUUGAGCCGCCGCCAUUUUCUGAUGUUCCUGUUUACGCUCGUUACCUCAGUGCUAACCUUAUUAACGAGCAAGUUAGAGAACUCCAGCAACAAGGCUCUGCAGCAACAGAGAUCGAAAUGGAAAGACUGAAACUUGAAUACAAGAAGUCAUUACAGAUGAAUGAUCAAUGGGAGAAGAAUUACGAGAACUUGCUUAAAGUGGUUAUGGAAGAACAAAACGGUGCUUCCAACUGA